Molecule: messenger RNA, 1034 nt
Organism: Botrytis cinerea B05.10
Lineage: Eukaryota; Fungi; Ascomycota; Leotiomycetes; Helotiales; Sclerotiniaceae
Exons: 1
Coding region: 119-1006 (295 amino acids)
Source: RefSeq, a predicted model, not a curated record
GCAUAACUUUCGGUCCACAACACAACUACCUGUUCCCUCUUCAAACAGUACCAUCUUUUUGAAACCCAUCACUUUAAUUCCACAUAUAACACGACGAUCUAUUACACAGUUGCUAGCAAUGUCUAACCAAUGGUCUACAAAGCCUUCUGGGCCAUGGGACGAGAAAUACCUGGAGCUGGACCCUGGAAACCCCAAUCUGCGAACACCCGGUCCCACUGAACCGAUUUUAUAUCCUCAAAAUCCUGGUGAUCUCUAUAUCAUGAAGCCUGUAUCACACAGCUGGGCUGAUAUCUCUGAAAUGAUCGUACACUGUGCAAAUAGUAAGAAAGACAUCACAUCUCGCUCUAUUUAUGACCAAUUAUGCCAAGCAAUCUACUUCAACCACGACCCCAACACUAUCCUUUUACAGUUUAAGGAGAUCUACAACCAUUUGUUUUUCGGAGAUAUGAUCAAAAACUCUACCAUGAAAAACUUUGUCGACGACGAAGUCAAGAUUAUAUUCAACCUUGAGAUAGUCUCCGAUAGGGCUCGAGCCGUGGGGGUUGGGUUGAAUGAUGCCUUGGGUCUCACUACUGGUUUUCCUUGCGGUAGAUUCAGGUGUGUAACAAUAUACAUCUUGGACAGACGCGCUCAAAUGCCUGGAUUGAGCUACUUCGAAGUGAUAAUUGAAAUGUUGGGGACCCUUGCCCAUGAGAUGAUACAUGCCAUGGAAUUCAUGUAUACAAAGUACAGAGGCGAAGAAAUAGGAAUUACUUACGCUCCGCAUGGUGCCAACUUUCAAAAAGCUGCGCAAGCCAUUGAGCAAGCAACCGGUUAUCAAGGGUGGACCUGGCCGGUAAUUGAACUUGGCAGAGAUUGGGCGGUAAUUCAGGACGUCUUCUUUUAUAAAUACAAGGAACCGACUGAUGCAGAGUUUCGAAACAUGGGAUUAGAUGCCGAGAAGAUUAGGAAAAUCCUAUAUCCAAGGACGAUGAGAUCGACCGAUCAGCCGAGCGAUUUCAAUUAAAUAAUACUCAUCAUCCCAAUUCCUCACA